Molecule: messenger RNA, 2141 nt
Organism: Jaculus jaculus (lesser Egyptian jerboa)
Lineage: Eukaryota; Metazoa; Chordata; Mammalia; Rodentia; Dipodidae
Gene: Mc3r
Product: melanocortin 3 receptor
Exons: 1
Coding region: 1-984 (327 amino acids)
Biological process (GO): G protein-coupled receptor signaling pathway
Cellular component (GO): membrane
Molecular function (GO): peptide hormone binding; melanocyte-stimulating hormone receptor activity
Source: RefSeq, a predicted model, not a curated record
AUGGGCCCGUCAGUGAACACUUCGUGCUGUCCACUCUCUGCUCGGGCAGCGCUGGCCAACGACUCGCAGCGCCGGGCGGCGCCUUCCCUCAGUAAUCGGAGCAGCAGUGAGUUCUGCGAGCAGGUCUUCAUCAAGCCCGAGGUCUUCCUGGCUCUGGGCGUCGUCAGCUUGCUGGAAAACAUCUUGGUCAUCGUGGCCGUGGUCAGGAACGGUCGCCUGCACUCGCCCAUGUACAUCUUCCUGUGCAGCCUGGCCGCAGCUGACAUGCUGGUCAGUGUGUCCAACGCCCUGGAGACCAUCACGAUCGCCAUCGUGAACAGCGACUACCUGACCUUCGAAGACCGGGUCAUCCAGCACAUGGACACCGUCUUUGACUCCAUGAUCUGCAUCUCCCUGGUGGCCUCCAUCUGCAACCUGCUGGCCAUCGCCGUGGACAGAUACGCCACCAUCUUCUAUGCGCUGCGUUACCACAGCGUCAUGACGGCCAGGAAGGCCCUGGCCUUGAUCGCAGCCAUCUGGGUGUGCUGCGGCGUCUGCGGCGUGGUGUUCAUCGCCUACUCGGAGAGCAAGACGGUCAUCGUGUGCCUCAUCACCAUGUUCCUGGCCAUGAUGCUCCUCAUGGCGACCCUGUACGUGCACAUGUUCCUCUUCGCCAGACUGCACGUGCAGCGCAUCGCCGCCCUGCCCCCGGCCGACGGGGCGGCCCCGCCCCCACGCUCUUGCAUGAAGGGGGCCGUCACCAUCAGCAUCCUGCUGGGCGCGUUCAUCUUCUGCUGGGCCCCGUUCUUCCUGCACCUGGUCCUCAUCAUCACCUGCCCCACCAACCCCUACUGCGUCUGCUACGCCGCCCACUUCAACACGUACCUGGUUCUCAUCAUGUGCAACUCCGUCGUCGACCCCCUCAUCUACGCCUUCCGCAGCCCUGAGCUCCGGAACACCUUCAAGGAGAUCCUCUGCGUCUGCAACGGCGUGAACUUGGGCUAGGACGCCGAAGGCCACGGGGAGGGCACGCGGCCCGGGCGCCUGGGAUGCCCUCCUCCCGACAAGAUGCUUAGAAAGAUCACGGAGGGCUCAGAGGAAGAUGUACGGCAAAGUGUUAACAGCCAUGAUUGACCUAACUUUGGUGUGAGCUGACAGCCCUUUUUCAAAGGGGAACUGGUGUGUGGCAGCAUCUCUGAGAGAGCCCCGUUUGGGUAAGUGAACUGAUCCUCCUGGUCCCUGGAGGAAUCGGAAGAGCGCUGUCUGUCUGCACUUCUCUCCCGGGCGCCAGGGCUUGUGAAGCUUGCCCUCCUCAACCCUAUGUCCCUGUGCUUCAAACCAAUCAAACUGAAGUCUUCCUGUGCUCAGGAAGAGUAGCUCGGGUCUCUCACAAACAGGCCUGUGAGCAGCUACACCCUCCAGCUGUCAGAGACGCAUACACCCUAAGAGACUGACAUUCUGCCCAGACGUACAAUGUAUAGCAUAGUUACAGUUGUCUCAAGCCGUGAGGCUGUUUCCCCGCUCGUACCCUCACACCCACACCCCAAAUAGCAUGGAGCUGUGACCCCCGUCUACCUCUCAUGCUGCCAUAGUCAUUGUUAUUGUUGGGGUCUCGUGGUUGUUCUUAGGGGUUGGGAUUUCAUGCAUUAAGUCUAAGGCAGCCUCGAGAUCUAAUGGAAGAGAGAAAAUGCUUUGGGUAAUAAGAAGCUUCCUGUCGGUGUUGUUGCAUGUGAUAACCUUAUUUCCAAGGUAUGUGCUACUUUUAAAAAUGUAUGUAUGUAAAUUCCCUACUGUUCCCUUUUCUGCCUUGUGGGUGGGAAGAUGUGUUUUCACAAGGAAUUGCCUCACUGUCGUUUAAAUGGUCUGAGAAGUUGGCACUGCCGUUUGGCUUGCUUGGGAGUUUAUUUUUGGCUCAUAGUAACUGUGUCACUAUCACGUGAUUGCGUCCACAUUAUCUUUGAAGAGAACGUGCUUUGGCUCACUGCUGCAUCCACGCGGCUUGGUGUUAAAGGGAAUGAGCCUGUUAGCAGCACCAGUACCUUCUUUGUCAAGUGAGGUGACUCCCUCCCGGGACCCCAGGGCAAGGUGUACAAAUGUGGAUUGCUACGUGCCCUCUCUGCCUUACCCCAGGUGACUUCAGCUUGUGCCCUCCUCUGCUUGUG